ACCUGAACAACAAUACUGGGGUGGAAAGACAUUUAAACCUCGAAACUCCCAGGAACGCUUUCUCUAUCAUGCUGUAUUCACUUCUCGUUGGUUUGGCUAUUUUAUUGCCUCUUUUUUUUCGUUUUCGAUUCCCGUAUUUUAUUAAAGAAUGUAUGUAUGCACUUAAACUAAUUAACGUCGUGAGAUUAAUGACUAAAUUCAGGAGCCAAACGCCCUGUUACACGGUACUGGAAUGUUUUCAGGACGCCGCGAGGAAUCAUCCGGAUAAAUGCUUUAUUAUAUUUGAAGGAGAGUUUUAUUCUUACCGCGACGCCGACAGAAUCAGUAACAGAGUCGCGAACACGCUGAGGGAGAACGCGCAUGUGCAAACGGGUCAGAUCGUCGCGCUCUUUCACGGGAACGCGCCGCUGUACGUUUGGACUUGGCUCGCGCUCGCCAAACUGGGCUGCACGGUCGCGCUCCUGAACACGAACAUCAGGAGCAAAUCCCUAGUGCACUGCUGCAACUGUUGCAACGCUGCAGUCCUCAUCACUGAUGCAGAUUUGGCGCCGGCAGUGGCUGAAGUCCUUCCAUCUCUCCAUGAGCAGAACGUGUCUGUGUAUGUGCUGUCAGACAGCUGUGAGACAGAUGGGAUUGUGAAUCUGUCUGCUGAAGUCAUCUCUGCAUCUGAAGAGUCCCCACCCCUCAGCCUGAGAUAUGACAUCAGCAUCAAGAGCCCCGCCCUCUAUAUCUACACCUCCGGCACCACAGGUCUUCCUAAAGCUGCAGUAAUAAAUCACGAGAGAUUAUGGGCUGCAGCGUUCCUGCUGAGAAUGUUAGGUGUCACAUCCUGUGAUGUCAUCUACAUCUACCUGCCCCUGUAUCACAGCGCUGGCUUCCUCAUCGGCCUCUCAGGAGCAAUAGAGCGGGGGAUGACAGUGGUGCUGAGGAGGAAGUUCUCUGCUUCCCAGUUUUGGGAUGACUGCAGGAAACACAAGGUGACGGUCAUCCAGUACAUUGGAGAGAUCAUGCGAUACCUGUGCAACACACCUAAGAGAGACACAGAUCAUGAUCACAGUGUGCAGCUGGCAGUGGGCAACGGGAUUAGAUCGGACACGUGGACAGAGUUCAUGCAGCGAUUUGGGAACGUGCGGAUCUGCGAGUUAUAUGGAGCGACUGAGGGUAACAUCGGAUUCAUCAAUUAUCUCGGAAAAGUCGGUUCAAUCGGAAGAGUGAACACACUGCAUAAGAUGCUCUGCGCUUACACCUUCAUUAAAUUUGACCCUGAGACUGAAGAGCCGGUGCGAGAUCCUGCAGGAUUCUGUGUUGAAGUUCCUCCAGGUGAAACUGGGCUGCUAGUGGCAAAGAUCAGUAAAAUCGCUCCAUUUAACGGCUAUGCUAAUAACCCUCAACAGACGGAGAAGAAGAAACUGAAGAACGUGUUUCAGACAGGAGAUGUUUACUUCAACAGUGGAGAUCUCAUUCUAGCUGACCAUGACGGAUUCUUGUACUUCCAGGAUCGCAUUGGAGACACGUUCCGGUGGAAAGGAGAAAAUGUUGCAACAACUGAAGUGUCUGAAAUGUUGAUCAUGUUGGAUUUCAUUGAAGAAGCAAACGUCUACGGAGUUAAAUUACCAGGUCACGAGGGACGGAUCGGAAUGGCGGCUCUGAAACUCAAAGACGGGGCAGAGUUUGAUGGUUCUGUCACAUACGCUCACGUUAAGAACGUCCUACCUGCCUAUGCCAUACCGCGCUUCAUCAGAAUACAGAACACACUUGAAGUGACGGGAACUUUUAAACAGAUCAAGGGGCGGCUGGUGCAGGAGGGAUUCAACCCAAACAUCAUCCGGGAUGAACUUUUCUUCCUGGAAGACUCUGAACAGUCAUUUGUUCCCAUGACAGAAGAGAUUUUUAUGUUGAUCAGUGAAGGACAAAUGAGACUGUGACACAAAAACUCAAAACAUUUAUUUAGCUGACAAUUAAAUUGCUAAAGGCACAGAGAUGCUUAUUAAUGAUGAAUAUACACAUAUUAACACUUAAUAAAUCAUGGAUCCAUUUACACUUCCGGUCAACAGUGUGGCCACUCCUAGUUAUUUGUAUUAUACUAUUUUACACAUUUUAGAAUAAUAUUAAAUCAUCAAAACUAUUAAAGGGUUAGUUCACCCUCAUGCCAUCCCAGAUGUGUAUGACUUUCUUUCUUCUGCAGAACACAAAUUAAGGUUUUCAGAAGAAUAUUUCAGCUCUGUAGGUUCAUACAGUGCAAAUGAAUCUUAAAGAAAUGCUUAGGCUCAAUUUAUUUUUGCCUACAAAACAGAUUUCAGUAAGUUAAGCACAAGCCUUUAGAUGAAAGUGUUUAUAGGACCAUGAGGAACAUAAAUUCAGUCAAGUGUGUCCAAACAUUUAACAUGGAGUGUGUGUAUUUUUAUAAAUCAAUAACGAUACAAAUGGAUUGAAAGAUGAUGAUUCUGAGGAAAUUAUAUUUCAUAAAGGUAGAGACUGUUUGGGUUUUCAUGUGUGUUGAUUGUCAAUUUGGCUGGAAAAUAAUUUUGUGACAUCUGAACAAUCAAUCAAUCACUAAAUAACGUACUGGCAUUGUCUUUGUCGUCAGUGGAUCAGUGGUGUGACGUUCAAUGAAUUGGCAGCAUGAAAAUUGUCCUGCCUGUAUCCAAAUGCUCCGAGUCCUGUGGAAGUUUUGUCUUAAGGACUUACAGUAACUCUGUUCCAAAACCUUGUGAGUUGCCUACAUAGUUAGCAUUUUAAGGCAUCACAGUGCUCCAGACAUGAUGGCUGUCUCAAAAGGUAGGCAGCAAAAU
Molecule: messenger RNA, 2792 nt
Organism: Xyrauchen texanus (razorback sucker)
Lineage: Eukaryota; Metazoa; Chordata; Actinopteri; Cypriniformes; Catostomidae
Gene: slc27a2a
Product: solute carrier family 27 member 2a
Exons: 10
Coding region: 69-1925 (618 amino acids)
Molecular function (GO): long-chain fatty acid transmembrane transporter activity; long-chain fatty acid-CoA ligase activity
Source: RefSeq, a predicted model, not a curated record